AUGGCAAAUCCAUUUCUGGCAUCGCAAUGCCGCCUCGAACCCAUCAAUCUCAAUGAGCCCGACCAAUUCAGCGAAAUGGAGCGCCAACGCCUCGUCUGCGGCUGGGACCACGAACCCUCGAAGAUCGAGAAAUGGAAACUCAAACAAAACGAAGGCCUGAAAAGUUUCUUCUGGAUUAUCAUUCCCAAUCCCAAUCCCAAAGCCAAUCUCAACUCCGACUCCGACUCUGAUACCAUCGAAAAUCCCCCCACAAUCCGCAUCGGCCACAUCUCCCUCGACGCCUACAGCGACCCACCAGACCCGGAACUCUCGCGCGCUGAUAAAUCCAUUCUCGCCAUCCAGACCUUCUUCGUACUUCCUGAAUACCGGUCCCUGCGGGUCGGGGCGCACGCUCUGGCUCUGGUCGAGGAAUUGGCGGUUCGCGAACCGAAUUGUCGGGUCAUUGCGUUGACGGCACUGAGUAAACGGUAUAUGUAUGAAGAGGGACCAGAGGGACGGGGUCUCUGGGAGAGAAUUGGAGAUGAGAUGCCGCCUGGGAGUAUUCAGGAGUGGUAUGAGCAGAAGGGGUAUGUGGCGUGGAAGGAGGAGCCGAGGUAUGAGAAGGAGUUGGUGAAUGGGGGGACGUAUUGGUUGAGGGAGACGUUUAUGAGGAAGGUUUUAAAGUAG
Aspergillus affinis is the source of this 666-nucleotide messenger RNA. RefSeq lists its product as uncharacterized. NCBI's taxonomy places the organism in Eukaryota, Fungi, Ascomycota, Eurotiomycetes, Eurotiales, Aspergillaceae. The transcript has a single exon. Gene Ontology annotation, molecular function: acyltransferase activity, transferring groups other than amino-acyl groups. The record is from RefSeq and is a predicted model, not a curated record. Bases 1 to 666 code for a protein of 221 amino acids.